Molecule: messenger RNA, 5514 nt
Organism: Owenia fusiformis
Lineage: Eukaryota; Metazoa; Annelida; Polychaeta; Sabellida; Oweniidae
Source: the annotation of a GenBank genome assembly
GUGGGGUACAAAAUGGCGAACAAUAUUUGGAUAAAUUUUUAAAGCAGAAAAUUCGAUAUAUACUCGUACAUGAUGGCUGAUAAUCGAGUCGAUGUAUCUAGUUUGCCUCUGGAGAUCAGGGCAAAGCUAGCGGAGUUGGAUUUAGAAUUGUCAGAGGGUGAUAUAACACAGAAGGGAUAUGAGAAGAAGAAGAGCAAACUCCUCUCUCCUUACAUUGGGAGCCAGGCUGCGGCAGCAUCUGGUCCCACUGAGCCUAGUCCAUCUACUGCUGCAGCACGACGUGCGCAUCGUCGUCUCACCCGUGAGGAUAACAGAUACCACUCUGAGAUCCGCACGGAGGCAGUGAUGCAGGCCUUGGCUCAACACAAGGAGAAAAAGAGUGCGAUGCCCAUGCCCUCAAAGCGUACAUCGGCUGUCGUGAAACGUGACCAACAUAGAAGACGUAGUACACCAGAUUCCUCAUCAGAUGAUGAUAGCGCAUUCGAGAACUCUGACCUUGGUCGGUCUGGGUCGGGUCGCUCCGCUAGCUCAGGUGGUCGUCAUAGCCAUGCCUCUUCCCCCAGUCCAGCGGCAGGGCCCAGUAUGGGGGCAGAUAGGACUCGGUCUCAUAUAUACGCCAAUAUUAACGUCCCAGGAAACCAGGCUAGGAGUGCCCUGGCAGAUGUCAUGCAAAAUACACAUAUAUCCCCAAUCACCCCACCAGAUGUCACUGGUGCAAGGAAAGCAGCGAGCCAACCACCCGACAUAACCAGCAAUACAAGUACACCACAGAUGACACAAGCUGACCGCCAGCGCUACAGCCACGCCCAUGCACAGAGUGUACGCGUCUCCAGCUAUGGGGCUGUCACAGGGAUGGGAGAAGAGGGUCAGUCACGGGGACAUGGAAAGGUUUCAGCUAAAAUACAACAACUUUUAAACACAUUAAAGAGGCCAAAACGAAAACCAGCAAAAGAAUACUUUGUAGAAGAACAUGACGAAACAGAUGUGAUACCUAGUGAUAAGAAUGCACCAAAACCAGAGGGCAAUUCCAUCACUCCUGCAGUUGGGGAACAACUUGUGAUACCGUCGGGAUUACCACGGAAUUUGGAGGCAGCAGUCCAACGCUACGGCUCUGCCACUUACAAAGCAACAGCUGUGACAACACUCGACACCAAUGGGAAACCAAGCAUAACACUUACAUAUGGCAAGCUUAUGAGCAGAUGCCACAAAAUCGCCUACACGCUCUUACACAGAACUGGGCACAAGGGAGAGGGCAACUUACAACCAGGGGAUAGGGUGGCUCUCGUAUACCCUAACAAUGACCCAAUAUCUUACAUGUGUGCCUUCUAUGGAUGCAUCACAGCUGGUAUAGUCCCCGUCCCUAUUGAGGUCCCUCUCACUAAACGGGAUGCUGGUAGUCAAGGUAUUGGCUUCUUACUUGGAAGCCUCAACGUGACUGUCGCUCUCACAUCAGAGGCCUGUAUGAAAGGCCUACCCAAGUCACCAACAGGAGAUGUUUCACAAUUUAAAGGUUGGCCUCGACUGAAAUGGAUGAUUACAGAACACCUCAGUAAACCCCACAAAGACUUCCUCCCACCUUCAAGACUGUCUGAUGAUGCUCCAGCUUAUGUUGAGUAUACAACAGACAGAGAUGGUAGCGUUAUGGGAGUGACAGUAACCAGGUCUCAGAUGUUGUGUCACUGUAGAGCCCUCACAAUUGCGUGCAACUAUACAGAGGGUGAAGUCAUGGUCUGUGUUCUGGACUUCAAAAAAGAUGUCGGACUGUGGCACGGCAUUUUAAGUAGCGUUUUUUGUGGAAUGCAUGUGAUAUUUAUUCCCUACUCUUUAAUGAAGAUUGAUCCUGCCUCAUGGAUGAAAAUGAUUACAAAAUAUAAAGCUUCGGUUGCCAUAGUGAAGUCACGUGACAUGCACUGGGGUCUCCUAGCACAAAAAGAUCACAAAGACAUCAACUUAUCUUCACUACGUAUGUUACUAGUGGCUGAUGGUGCUAAUCCUUGGUCUCUUACAUCAUGUGAUUCAUUUCUGACUGUAUUUCAACAGAAAGGUUUAAAGCCUGAGUCUGUGUGUCCCUGUGCCAGUUGUCCAGAGACACUCACUGUCUCAGUACGCAGACCGGGCCGAAGCAGUAGUAGUGCUACAGGGCGGGGUGUUCUCUCUAUGCAAGGCCUCAGUCAUGGUGUCGUCAGAGUAGACUCAGAAAACAGCCUUACAUCAUUGACGUUACAGGAUUGUGGCCAAGUCAUGCCUGGAGCUGAAAUGGUGGUGAUCAAAAUAGAUGGAGAUCCCAUGUUGUGUAAGACUGAUGAGGUGGGAGAGCUGGCCAUCUCUUCAGGCAGCACUGGUUCUGGUUAUUGGGGCUUACAAGGCAUCACAAACACUGUAUUUAAAAUUCAACCAUUAGGUAGUGAUGGUAAGCCUCUAGGAGAAAAAACGUAUGUGAGGACAGGACUUUUAGGAUUUUUGGGCCCUGGUGGCUUAAUAUUUGUCUGUGGAAGUCGAGAAGGAUUAAUGACAGUCUCCGGUAGGCGUCACAAUACAGAUGACAUCAUAGCAACAGUCUUAGCAGUAGAACCAAUGAAAUUCAUUUAUCGAGGAAGAAUUGCAGUAUUUUCUAUAAAAGUGUUAAAGGAUGAAAGGAUAGUGAUAAUAGCUGAACAAAGGCCUGAGUGUACAGAGGAAGAGAGUUUUCAGUGGAUGAGUAGGGUGCUUCAAGCUGUAGACAGCAUACACCAAACUGGGGUCUACUGUCUGGCUCUUGUGCCUCCCAACUAUCUUCCUAAGACUCCAUUAGGUGGUAUUCAUCUAACAGAGAUUCGAAAGAAGUAUUUAGAAGGGACACUCCACCCAGCUAAUGUCCUGAUGUGUCCACACACUGUUGUUGCCAACUUGCCAAAACCCAGAGAACAUCAUCCAGAUGUGACUCCCUCAGCAGUACAUGUGGGAAAUAUUGUCCAGGGUGUCCGAUUGGCUCAGGCCGCAGGGAGAGAAAUUGGACAAAGUGAUGAGUCUGAUGGGGCUAAAAAGUAUCAAUUUUUGUCUGAGAUAUUACAGUGGAGAGCUCAUACAACACCAGACCACCAACUCUACUCAAUGAUAAAUGCCAAGGGCCAAGUGCAAGCCACAUUGAACUGUGGCCAACUUCACCGCAAAGCGGAGCGUAUAGCAGCAUUAUUACUAGAGAAGGGGAGGUUAAACACGGGAGAGCAUGUGGCUCUCAUAUUCCCACCAGGCAUUGACCUGAUAGCUGCCACAUAUGGAUGCUUAUAUGCAGGUGCUGUUCCAGUGACUGUGCGACCUCCCCAUACACAGAAUAUAUCAACCACUUUGCCAACAGUCCGAAUGAUUGUCGAUGUUAGUAAAUCAGCGGCCAUUUUGUCAAACCAAACAGUUCUCAAGUUAAUCAAGUCAAAGGAGGCGACAGCCAUAGUAGAGCUAAGUAGCUGGCCCACCCUGUUAGAUGCUGAUGAUAAACCCAAAAAGAAGCUGGCCAGUAUAUACAGGGCACCAACCCCAGAGAUGAUCUGCUACCUUGACUUCAGUGUCUCUACCACUGGCAUGCUAGCAGGUGUAAAAAUGUCACAUAUGUCAUCAAGUGCCCUAUGUAGGUCUCAGAAGUUGCAGUGUGAGCUCUACCCCUCAAGAGAUGUUGCCCUCUGUCUGGACCCAUAUUGUGGCCUUGGCUUUGUACUCUGGUGCCUUAGCAGCAUUUACUCAGGCCAUCAUUCCAUACUUAUUGCGCCAUCAGAAGUGGAGAUCAACCCAGCAGUGUGGCUCUCCACUGUCAGUGCAUAUAAAGUGCGAGAUACAUUCUGUUCAUAUGGUGUCAUGGAGCUGUGUUCUAAAGGCUUAGGGACAUCUACUGCUAUGUUGAAGACUAAAGGCGUGAACCUGAACUGUGUGCGAACAUUGUGUGUGAUAGCAGAAGAACGACCCAGAAUACAACUCACUACAUCUUUCUCUAAGCUAUUCUCAAGUCUAGGCCUGUUCCCUCGCUCAGUUAGCACAAGUUUUGGUUGCAGAGUCAAUGUGGGCAUCUGCCUUCAGGGAGCAUCAUGCCCAGACCCUACUGCUGUUUAUGUUGAUAUGAGAGCACUAAGGAAUGACAGAGUGACUCUAGUAGAGAAAGGGAGUCCACACAGCUUAUGUAUAUUGGAGUCUGGAAAGCUUCUGCCUGGUGUUAAAGUGGUCAUAGCCAACCCUGAGACCAAAGGUCAAUGUGCUGAUUCUCACCUUGGAGAAAUCUGGGUGAGCUGUCCACAUAACGCUAGCGGUUAUUUUACCAUAUAUGGUGAGGAGUCGAUCCACGCUGAUCAUUUUGAGUCUCGAUUGACUAUGGGAGACACAGGCAACACAUACGCACGUACAGGGUACCUAGGCUUUGUCCGGAGAACUGAAAUGACACAGUCUGAUGGAGAGAGACACGAUGCCUUGUAUGUGGUAGGAGCUUUGGAUGAAACUGUUAUGUUACGUGGUAUGAGAUACCACCCUAUUGAUGUAGAGACCAGUGUUGUCAGGUGCCAUAGAAAGAUAUGUGAAUCUGCUGUGUUCACAUGGACAAAUUUACUGGUCGUUGUGGUGGAGCUGGAUGGAAAUGAAAAUGAGGCUCUUGAUUUGGUGCCACUAGUAACAAACGUUGUACUCGAAGAUCAUUACCUCAUUGUUGGGGUAGUGGUCGUUGUAGACCCUGGGGUCGUACCAAUAAAUUCCCGUGGUGAAAAGCAACGCAUGCAUUUACGAGAUGGCUUCCUCGCUGACCAUUUGGAUCCAAUAUAUGUAGCUUAUAACAUGUGAUUUCCUUAUUAUCUGUGAGAGAAAUUUACAUAGUUAAAUCCUGGGACAUAGUGCUUCAAGUUGAGUCAUCGGUGUGCAGUUGUCAUCGGUGUGCAGUUGUCAUCGGUGUGCAGUUUGAUAUGUAACUAGUGUAUGGUAGCUUCGUCUCAUUUUGAGCUAGUUAUUUAAUAGUUGAGCUACGCUAAGACUUCAAGCAAGUUUUUGGGAUACAUAGAUGACACCGGCGCUUGUACAUCUACAUGAAGUGUACAACUGAGAUCUCGUUACUGCAAAAACGUUCACUAAUCCUGUGCUUUCGCUUUUCGGUAGAACCAGAAAAUAAUUCUGAUAUCUAAUGAGCGGGAUAAAGUGAACAUGAGGGAAAAAGUACUUGUCUGUGAUGAAAUAAAAAUAUCUUAUAGAUUCAGAAAAUGGAUAUACUUUAUACAAGAGUUUAAAGUUCAUUGAGAGUUGACAGAAAAUUUAAAGAAUUUCACAUGUAUUGUUUUAAAUCAUGUUUUAUGUCUACCACACAUAUGUGUGUUUUGGUGCUGUAUCUAUUAUCCAGAUUAUUUUGAUAUGAAAUACUUUAUAUAUUAUUGACAUGACACUCCAAAUGAAAAUUUCAAUUUUAAAGCAUGACCCACCACAUAGAGAUUUUACUCCUUCAUAAAGCUUUAUAAGCUUCAUUCUUACAUAUGGGGUGUAAAGAUAUAUAGCAUCUUCAAUUCACCAUGUACCAAU